Gopherus evgoodei (Goodes thornscrub tortoise) is the source of this 3641-nucleotide messenger RNA. It is a transcript of the gene PITRM1, whose product is annotated as pitrilysin metallopeptidase 1. Gene Ontology annotation, molecular function: metal ion binding. Gene Ontology annotation, cellular component: mitochondrial matrix. Lineage: Eukaryota; Metazoa; Chordata; Testudines; Testudinidae. The record is from RefSeq and is a predicted model, not a curated record. Gene Ontology annotation, biological process: protein processing. The coding region runs from base 83 to 3184 and encodes 1033 amino acids. The transcript is spliced from 27 exons.
CCUGCCGCAGGCUCCGACAGGCUCCGAUGCGGCCCGGCCUGGAGCUUCGGUCGGGAUCGUGCGUCGGGGGACGGGCUGAGCCAUGUGGGGCCGCUACCUGGCGGCGCGGCGGCUGCUGGGCCUUAGCCGGACUUUGAGUCAGAAAUCAUGGAGGUGGAAGAGUGGGUCUGUAAAUGAAAGAGCACUACAAUACAAGAUAGGAGAACGAAUCCAUGGGUUCACUGUAAACCAGGUAACAGCUGUUCCUGAGCUAUUCCUAACUGCAGUGAAGCUUAGUCAUGAGAACACAGGAGCCAAAUAUUUACAUGUGGCACGUGAGGACUCCAAUAAUCUAUUUAGUGUACAAUUUCGUACCACCCCGCUGGACAGUACUGGUGUUCCACAUAUCCUUGAACACACUGUGCUUUGUGGCUCUCAGAAGUAUCCUUGCAGAGAUCCUUUCUUUAAAAUGUUAAACAGAUCACUGUCCACUUUCAUGAAUGCAUUUACAGCCAGUGAUUACACACUCUACCCAUUUUCAACACAAAAUCCAAAGGAUUUUCAGAAUCUCCUGUCCGUGUAUUUGGAUGCUGCUUUUUUCCCAUGUUUGCGACAACUAGAUUUCUGGCAAGAAGGUUGGAGGUUAGAACAUGAGAAUCCAACUGAUCCUCAGACACCACUUGUCUUCAAAGGAAUUGUUUUUAAUGAAAUGAAAGGGGCAUUUACAGACAAUGAGAGGUUCUUCUCACAACACCUACAGAAUAAACUCCUUCCUGAUCACACUUAUGCUGUAAUAUCUGGUGGAGAUCCAUUAAGUAUUCCUGACCUUACAUGGGAACAACUUAAACAGUUCCAUGCCACUCAUUAUCAUCCAAGCAAUGCUAGGUUCUUCACUUAUGGUAACUUCCCAUUGGAGCAGCAUUUGAAACAAAUUCAUGAAGAAGCGCUAACUAAGUUUCAUAGAAUUGAACCAAAUACUGCCAUCCCAGUACAGCAACUCUGGGAUAAGCCUAGAGAACAUCAUGUGAAAUGUGGCUCAGAUUCAUUUGCUACAGACCCUACAAAGCAGACAACUAUUAGUGUCAGCUUCCUGUUGACAGACAUUACAGAUACUUUUGAAACUUUCACACUUAACCUGUUGUCUUCCCUGUUGGUUGGUGGACCUAAUUCCCCCUUCUACAAAGCCUUACUUGAGGCCAAUCUUGGUACAGACUUUUCUCCUGAUGUUGGGUUUAAUGGCUGCACGAGAGAGGCUUACUUCAGUGUAGGCCUACAAGGAAUUGCUGAGAAAGACAUUGAAACUGUCAAACAAAUUAUUGCUAGAACAAUAGAUGAAGUUAUUGAAAAAGGAUUUGAGGAAGAGAGGAUUGAAGCUCUACUUCACAAAAUUGAAAUCCAGAUGAAGCAUCAGUCUACAAGUUUUGGACUUGCCCUGACAUCAUACAUAGCCUCCUGCUGGAAUCAUGAAGGAGACCCUGUGGAACUUUUGAAGAUUGCAGACAAAGUGACUCAAUUCCGGCAGCACCUGAAGGAAAACCCAACAUUUCUUCAAGAAAAAGUAAAACAGUAUUUUAAGGAUAAUCCACAUAGAUUGACUAUGUCGAUGAGUCCAGAUGAAAGCUACUAUGAAAAACAAGCAAAAUUGGAAGCAGAAAAACUGAAACAAAAGGUUAAUGCUCUUUCUGAAGAAGAGAAGAAAGAAACGUAUGAAAAAGGUUUGGAAUUAAUUGCUCUUCAAAGCAAACCUCAGGAUACCUCCUGUCUCCCGGCUCUAAAAGUAUCUGACAUUGCGCCUACAAUCCCAUUCACUGAGCUGGAGAUGGCAUUUGCAGCUGAUGAAAUCCCUGUCCAGUAUUGUGCUCAGCCGACCAAUGGGAUGGUAUAUUUCAGAGCUGUUUCCAGCUUGAACACACUUCCAGAGGAACUCAAACCAUAUGUGCCACUCUUCUGCAGUGUCAUUACUAAAAUGGGCUGUGGAGCCCUUGGUUACAGAGAGCAAGCCCAGCAAAUGGAGCUAAAAACAGGUGGCAUGUCUGUCAGUCCACACAUCAUUCCAGAUGAUUCACAUCUGGAUGCGUAUGAACAGGGUGUGCUCUUUUCUUCUCUAUGCCUGGAUAGAAAUCUGCCGGACAUGAUGCAUUUAUGGAGUGAAAUCUUUAACAACCCACACUUUGAAGAAGAGGAGCAUUUUAGAGUACUCGUUAAGAUGACUGCGCAAGAGCUGUCAAAUGGAAUUCCUGAUUCUGGGCAUUUAUAUGCAUCUGUUCGAGCUAGCAAAACCCUUACACCUGCCGGAGAGUUACAAGAAAUGUUUAUUGGCAUGGAUCAGGUGAAACUGAUUAAGCGAAUUGCAGAAAUGUCUGAUAUUAAGCCAGUACUACGCAAACUACCACGCAUUAAGAAAUAUUUAUUAAACAGUGAUAACAUGAGAUGUUCAGUGAAUGCUACACCUCAACAGAUGUCACAAGCAUCUAAAGAAGUAGAAAACUUUUUAAAAGGCAUCACUAGAAGCAAAAAAGAGAGAAAACCUGUCCGCCCCCAUGUGAUUGAGAAGUCUCCAGAGCCCAUGCUUGUUGGAAGGGAAAGGCUUAAUUGUUCACAAAUCACAAGGAAACUAAUUACUGAGCCUACCUUCAAACCAUGUCAGAUGAAGACCCAUUUUCUACUUCCCUUCCCAGUGAAUUAUGUUGGAGAAUGCAUUCGAACUGUUCCCUACACAGCUCCUGACUAUGCAAGCCUUCAGAUCCUUGCACGGUUGAUGACAGCUAAAUUCUUGCAUAGGGAAAUCAGAGAGAAAGGAGGUGCUUAUGGAGGAGGUGCUACACUCAGUCAUAGUGGCAUAUUCACUUUCUAUUCAUACAGGGAUCCAAAUUCUAUAUCCACCUUUUCAACUUUUGAAAAAGCAGCUGAAUGGGCUCAGGCUGGGGAAUUUGCACAGCAAGACAUUGACGAAGCCAAGCUUGCGGUGUUCGCAGCUGUAGAUGCUCCUAUAGCUCCUUCAGACAAAGGGAUGAAUCAUUUCUUGACUGGCAUCUCCGAUGAGAUGAAGCAGAGACACCGGGAGCAGCUUUUUGCUGUCAGCAGCGAUCAUCUUAUCGAUGUGGCAAACAAAUACCUUGCAGGUGGGAAGAGCACCCGUGGACUGGCUGUACUAGGCCCAGAGAAUCCGCACAUUGCCAAAGAUCCAUCCUGGGUCAAACGAUAAUAUUUAUCAUCAUUGAUAACGUUUGUACUGAAAAUGGCUUAAAAGAAAUAAAACAAGCCAAUUCAUAAGUGACUAAGGCACAUUAGAAUUUUUAAUUUUCCUGCUAAGGUCCUAGUGAAAGGUCAUUACAACUUCUAUAUUCUACAUGCAGCAAGCCACUCAGAUGUCUUUCCUCAAAGAAAUUAACUCUGCCAAAGGAGGUUCAUCUCUACAACUGCAUUAUAUUUAAGAAUGAAAACUAUUUGUUCAUCUAUGGCUAAAGCAACUCUUCAGUUCCUCCAUAAGUAUUAACUGCGGUGGCACAAAAAUAUGGAUUUUAAUAACUUCUAAAUAUACACACUUUUUAAAAAACAAGCUAAGACUUGAAUUUUAAAAUGUGUUUUAGCUUAAAUCAUGUUUUCUUAAUAUCUGUAUUUUUAAACCUCUACUAUUGGGCAUGAACAGAUUUAUGUUACAC